AAAAUUGUUUCGCUAAGUGGCGUUUUUAACAUCAGAACUCGAUAGAUUGCACAUUCAAUGUUGCAUCAUUUUUCAAUUUUACUAAGCACCUCCACUUAUCAACAGUCAAAAGCCACUUCUAGCUGUCCAAUGUAUCACUUUUGACAACACGUGACUGAUUACUUGUACUAUAUAUCGAACAACGAACUCCGUAAAGCAUUAUUCAAAAAUGAAGCAAUAUUGCCUGAUACUAGCUAUAACAAUCGGUGCCACCUUUGGUGCUCCCCACAGGGGCCGAAUUUUCGGCGGUGACCCAGCCGCCCCUGGCCAGUUCCCCUCCAUAGUGUCCAUCAACAACCCAGACCAGUUCUGCGAUGGCUCCAUCAUCAGCAAAAACUGGGUGGUCACAGCAGCCCACUGCAUCGACGCCAUAACAUCCACCACGACCAUAGUAGCAGGUACCAAUCUGGCCCACAGUGGUGGUACCACCCAUAAAGUAACCAACUGGUUCAACCACGAGGACUACGAUGACCAAACACUGAUAAACGAUAUCGGUUUGAUCCAAAUCGAAGACGAGUUCGAAUUCGACGAUGUCACUCAACCUACGGAGUUUGUUGAUCCGGCAGCGAACGCAACUUGUACUGUUGCCGGAUGGGGAGUGACUGACGUUGUUGAUUUUCCCGAAGAACUGCAGUUUAUUGAGCAAACCGUCUACAGUUUUGACACUUGCAAGAGUUUUAUAGGGGAUGAUUUUACGGAGGGACAAACUUGCGCUUUCGCUCAGGACGGCAAAGGGGCGUGCUUUGGAGAUUCAGGUGGGCCUUUGGUUUGCGAAGGGAAGUUGGCUGGGAUUGCGUCGUUUAUUAUUGAAAAUUGUGGAGCGGGGAACCCUGAUUUUUACACUAAGCCAAUUGCUUAUGUUGACUGGAUCAACGCAAAUAUACAGUGAAACUGAAGUUAUGAAAAUAUACUUUAAAUAAAGGUUGAUGGUUUUAAACAAAAA
Molecule: messenger RNA, 982 nt
Organism: Zophobas morio
Lineage: Eukaryota; Metazoa; Arthropoda; Insecta; Coleoptera; Tenebrionidae
Product: chymotrypsin-1-like
Exons: 2
Coding region: 209-928 (239 amino acids)
Biological process (GO): proteolysis
Molecular function (GO): serine-type endopeptidase activity
Source: RefSeq, a predicted model, not a curated record